This is a messenger RNA of Onychostoma macrolepis, 7698 nucleotides long. It is a transcript of the gene kif13a, whose product is annotated as kinesin family member 13A. Gene Ontology annotation, molecular function: cell adhesion molecule binding; ATP binding; microtubule motor activity. NCBI's taxonomy places the organism in Eukaryota, Metazoa, Chordata, Actinopteri, Cypriniformes, Cyprinidae. The record is from RefSeq and is a predicted model, not a curated record. The transcript has 41 exons. Gene Ontology annotation, cellular component: adherens junction. Gene Ontology annotation, biological process: regulation of protein localization; microtubule-based movement.
GUCAUUUUAUAUCGCCAUGUAGGAGCUACACAGGUCGUUCUGGUCUCUUUUAAACUCAUUUCUUUCAUGCAUAUUCAUGCACACUGCACAUUUGUGUGUGUUUUUGGGGUCAGUCGGCGGAAGAUGGCGGUCUGGAUGAUGCUGGAGCUGCUCUCUCCGCGGCGGAGGAUCCUUUAUAACCACACACACUGAACUCAAACACAACACAAGUCUCAUCUGGAUUAAUAUUCACUGCUUUUUCCGCUCGGGUAUGGACUGUUGGAGUGUUUUAGCAGGGUACAAGCACCUCAGACGUUUCUGUGGGAGACUUUGCAGGGAGUUUGAUGUUAUUAUUCUGCUAGCCGUGCGGAGCAGCUAGCGGCUUUCUCCUCCACUUUAAAGCCUUAAAAUUGUGCAAAAAUGUCGGAUACGAAGGUAAAAGUGGCGGUUCGAGUCCGACCGAUGAACAGGAGAGAGAUUGAGCUCAGCACAAAAUGUGUGGUUGAGAUGGAGGAAAACCAGACUAUUCUUCACCCACCGCCCUCCAAUGCAAAAGGAGAAAGCAGGAAACAGUCAAAGGUGUUCGCCUUUGACCACUGCUUCUGGUCCAUGGACGAGUCCAACAUCCCGAAGUACGCCGGUCAGGAGGUCGUCUUCAAGUGCCUCGGGGAGGGAAUACUGGAAAACGCCUUUCAAGGAUACAACGCCUGCAUCUUUGCCUACGGACAGACAGGCUCGGGGAAAUCCUUCUCCAUGAUGGGCAACGGAGAGCAGCCGGGCCUGAUCCCCAGACUCUGCUGCUCGCUGUUCGAGAGAGUCUCCAGAGACCAGAACGAGACCCAGUCCUUCAAGGUGGAGGUUUCCUACAUGGAGAUCUACAACGAGAAAGUCCGAGACCUGCUGGAUCCCAAAGGGAGCAGACAGUCUCUGAAGGUCAGGGAGCAUAAAGUCCUGGGUCCGUAUGUGGACGGUCUGUCUCAGCUGGCUGUGAUGAGCUUCGAGGACAUUGAGUCUCUGAUGUCGGAGGGGAAUAAAUCACGCACAGUAGCCGCCACUAACAUGAACGAGGAGAGCAGCCGAUCGCACGCCGUCUUCAGCGUCAUCGUCACGCAGACGCUGUAUGACCUGCAGUCUGGGAAUUCUGGUGAGAAAGUGAGUAAGAUCAGUCUGGUUGAUCUGGCCGGCAGUGAACGCGUGUCUAAGACUGGAGCCGCUGGAGAGAGACUGAAGGAGGGCAGCAACAUCAACAAGUCUCUGACGACGCUGGGCUGUGUGAUCUCGGCUCUCGCUGAUCAGUCUGCAGGAAAAGGCAAGAGCAAGUUUGUGCCGUACAGAGACUCAGUGCUGACGUGGCUGCUGAAGGACAAUCUUGGUGGCAACAGUAAGACGGCCAUGAUUGCCACCAUCAGCCCGGCUGCUGACAAUUACGAGGAGACGCUAUCGACGCUGCGCUACGCCGACCGAGCCAAGAGAAUCGUCAACCACGCCGUGGUGAACGAAGAUCCCAACGCCCGCAUCAUCAGAGAGCUGCGAGAGGAAGUGGAGAAGCUGAAGGUGCAGCUCUCGCAGGCUGAGUCUCUGAAGUCUCCGGAGCUGCAGGAGAAACUCCAGGAGUCUGAGAAACUCAUUCAAGAGAUGACGGUCACCUGGGAGGAGAAACUCAGAAAGACUGAGGAGAUCGCACAGGAUCGUCAGAAGCAGCUGGAGAGCAUGGGAAUCUCUCUGGAGUCGUCAGGGAUCAAGGUCGGAGAGGACAAGUGCUUCCUGGUCAACCUGAACGCCGAUCCGGCUCUUAAUGAACUGCUGGUUUAUUACCUGAAGGAUCACACGCGUGUGGGAGCCGACACGUCUCAGGACAUCCAGCUGUUUGGCAUCGGGAUCCAGUCUGAACACUGUGUGCUGGACGUCACGUCAGACGGAGACGUCACGCUCACGCCGGCCGACAACGCCAGGACGUGUGUGAACGGGACGAUGGUUUACUCCAGGGUCCACCUGUGGCACGGCGAUCGUAUUCUGUGGGGAAACAACCACUUCUUCAGAAUCAAUCUCCCGAAGCGCAAGCGGCGCGAGCGACUGAAGGAGCCGGAGCGUGAAAGCUUGGCCGAGGCCGACCUGGAGACGGCGAGCCAGGCCUCGUCCGAACAGGACUACAGCUACGAGUUCGCACAGAUGGAGGUCAUGAUGAAAGCGCUGGGGAGCAACGACCCGAUGCAGAAGGCGGUGCAGGCGCUGGAGAAGCAGUAUGUGGAGGAGAAGCGUCUGGCGCUGGAGGAGCAGCGGCUGAUGUACGAGCGCGAGCUCCAGUCUCUGCGGCAGCAGCUCUCUCCGGAGAAAGCGUCUCAGCAUCAGCGCUGCAGCAGCUUCCCCACAAACACCGCACACAACAAACUGCGCCUGUGGAGCGACGAGAGGUCAGAACACACACACCAGCGCUGAAUUAUGAUCGGCUCUUUGAAGCCUGUUUACCUCAGCUUCCCCACAAACACCGCACACAACAAACUGCGCCUGUGGAGCGACGAGAGGGACGAGCUCUUCCGUCAGAGUCUGUCUCGGCUGCGUGAGCAGGUGAUCCGAGCGAACGCUCUGGUGCGAGAGGCUAACUUUCUCUCCGAGGAGAUGCACAAACUCACCGACUAUCAGGUCACGCUGCAGAUCCCGGCCGCCAACCUCAGCGCAAACCGCAAGCGUGGCGCUAUAGUCAGUGAACCGGCCAUCCAGGUGCGGCGCAAAAGGAAGGGAACGCAGGUGUGGACCAUCGAGAAACUAGAGAACAAACUAGUGGACAUGAGAGACCAUUACAGAGACUGGAGGGAAGGAACACAGGAAGUGGUGACCCGUCUGCACAGUAAGGCGGGCGAUCCGUUCUACGAAGCGCAGGAGAAUCACAAUCUCAUCGGCGUGGCAAACGUCUUCCUGGAGUGUCUGUUUCAUGACGUGAAGCUGCAGUACGCCGUUCCCAUCAUCAGCCAGCAGGGGGAGGUGGCAGGUCGUCUGCAGGUGGAGCUGCUGCGUGUGAGCGGCGUCGUUCCCGAGCGUUUGGCCGGAGGAGACGAUUCCUCCGAGAACUCCAGCGAGAGCAGCGGAUAUGAGGUCAUGGACAACAACGGAGAGAUCGUCCACAUGUCCAGAAAGCUCACCUGCAGGGUGCGGAUCAGAGAGGCGUCUGGUCUUCCUCUCAACCUCUCCAACUUCGUCUUCUGUCAAUACUCCUUCUGGGAACAAUCAGAGCCUGCUGUGGCUCCGCCCAUUGUCAGUCCAGACACGCCCCCCUCACAGACGGCCGACGCCCACUUCACUGUGCGCUUUGACCACUGCAAGGAUUUCGUGGUGCAUGUGACGGAGGAGUUUCUGGAGUUUAUCUCAGACGGCGCUCUGGCCAUCGAGGUCUGGGGUCACCGGUACGCUGGGAACGGCCGGUCCAUGCGGGAGCUGGACGCACUGCAGGCCAAGAGACGGACGCUCAGAGACAGGUGGAGUGAAGUGUCUCGUCAGAUCGAGCUGUGGGUCUCCAUACAGGAGUUGAACGAGCAGGGCGAGUAUUCGUCUGUAGAGCUUCAUCUCAGCAGAGACGUCAGCACUGGAGGAGUGUUUCAGCUGCGCCAGGGUCACUCGCGGAGGCUGCAGGUGAGUGUCCGGCCGGUCCAGCACUCGGGGACGCUUCCGCUGCUGGUGGAGGCCGUUCUCUCCGUCUCCAUCGGCUGCGUUUCUGCUCGAUCCACCAAACUACAGAGACCUCUGGACAGCUAUCAGCAGAGGGAGGAAGACGCCGAUAUGGAUAGUUAUCAGGAGGAGGAUCUGAACUGCGUCCGGGAGCGCUGGUCUGAUGCUCUCAUCAAGCGCAGGGAGUAUCUGGAGGAGCAGAUCAAGAAGAUCAUCAAUAAGUCAGAGAAGUCCGAGGAGGACGUGGAGCGAGAGGCCCGGCUGGUGGAGCAGUGGGUCGGUCUGACGGAGGAGAGGAACGCCGUGCUGGUUCCGGCCCCUGGCAGCGGGAUCCCGGGGGCCCCGGCGCACUGGGUUCCCCCUGCUGGCAUGGAGGCUCACAUUCCUGUGCUGUUCCUGGAUCUGAAUGCUGAUAACCUGACGGUGAACGAUCAACUGACACCUCAUGCCGCCGGCGUCAACUCAAUCCUUCCCAAAGAGCACGGCAGCCCGUUCUUCUACCUGCCCAUCAUCAGACACAGCCAUGACGAGGUGUCGGCUGUGUGUUCCUGGGAUUCCUCCAUCCACGACUCCAUCCAUCUGAACCGGAUCACGGCGCCCAGCGAGCGGAUUUACCUGAUCGUGAAAGCCACGGUUCAGCUCAGUCACCCAGCGUCUGUGGAGCUCGUGCUGCGCAAGAGGAUCGCUGUCAACAUCUACAACAAACAGAGUUUCACUCAGAGCCUGAAGAGACGGAUGUCUUUGAAGAACGUUCUGUACUCCUGUGGAGUGACGUAUGAGAUCGUGUCCAACAUACCAAAGGCAUCUGAGGAGCCAGAGGAGCGCGAGACUCUGGCCUUGAUGGCGGCGCGAGGAGAGAGCGAGGAGACACUCGAUGGAGAGACAUACAUAGAGAAAUACACCAGAGGAGUGCUGGAGGUGGACAAUAUUCUGUGUCUGGAGAGACUGCGGCAGGCUGUGACGGUGAAGGAAGCUCUCUCCGCUAAAGGCAGACAUAUACGUCGCAGUCUCAGCACGCCCAACGUCCAGCACAGCUCUUGUUGUAAAUUGGAGGGGCCCGGAUGUGAGGAUGAGGACGUGAAGACUCACUGCGACGGUAACACAGACGUCACCGAAUCCAACUUACAUGAAGCUUCACUCAACAGUCCUCUGUCAAAAGACACGCCUGUCAAAAACAAAGAGAAUCACGGAUCGGUACCAGAGAGUCCAACAUUCUUCAACUCCAGUCCUUUUAAGGUGCUGUCUCCUCAACCGCCCAAGUUCCUCAAAUCUCUCUUGCCAGUGAAGGAGGAGAACAAAGUCAAGCGUUCUCUGGAGUCACGGCCUCUGCUGGGACAGGAGAGCAUGCGUUGGUUUGCGGACCCCGGCGGCCCCUGGUCCAGACCCAGGGCUCAGAGCGAGGGCCGCAGUGACAUCAUCAGCAGCUCGGCCAAUCACAGACAGCCCAGACUGAGCACUGAUCUCACUCACACACGGCCGCACGCUGCUGAUUCAGAGGAGGAGGAUCCUGACAUGGAUUCAGCCUUCACCCGUUCCAACGAUCCAGGCCUCGGGUCUCUGGAGCUCCAAAACUUCAAGCCUUACAUCCCCGAGGAUUUUGCCAACUUUGAGGUGUACAACGCCAGCCUUGAGACCCAAGAGGGGGCUAUGUGUGUGCAGGUGUUAACAGGAGCACGGGCUGCGGAAAAAGAAGUGUCCCGUAGUCCCACAGCCAGCACAUGUACAAGUGGCUACUUCUCCCAUAGUGCCUCGAACGCCACGCUGUCUGAUGUACUCUUCAGUGGCAGCGAUAGUUGCGACCAGCUCAGCAUUAGAGAACCUCCAGACCCUCAGGAAGCACCGCAUGGAAGAGGGUUGCAUCCUUCCAGAAGUGCCUCGGGAUCCUGUCAAGCUCAGACUGUUCCCGCUCAGCCCUGUUCCCAUCACUGCACCGAUCGGGACUCUUCCCCUCGGCUUCCCCGCAAGUGUAUCCUGAGCGUCAGUCAAGAAUUCACAGACUUCAAGGGUGUAGAUGAUGGCGUAGGAGUAGAAGACCUCGGUAACAUCGGAUCAAAGGCGCAAUCCGUUCCCCCAGACUUUAAGGGUGUAGGUCAUAGCAUAAGAGAAGACCUCGGUAACAUCGGAUCAAAGGCGCAAUCCGUUCCCCCAGACUUCAAGGGUGUAGGUCACGGCAUACGAGAAGACCUUGGUAGCAUCGGAUGGAAGGCAGACUCGAUUCCCCAAGCCAAAACCCAAGGCAUGGAUCCCCCACCCCAGUGCCAUCUCCACAAUGGGAAAGAGUCUCCCAGUAUCCCAGUACCUCACGCCAAGCCACAGCUGGAAGCAACUCAAGGACUUGAGUCCUUUGAGGAUGCAGAGCCUUUGGCGGACUCUAGUGAGGACGAGAACGGACCGGUUGCUCAGUUGCCAGACUGGAUGGCCCCCGGUGAGCAAGUUUGGGUGGGCAAACGGAGUGGGACGGUGCAUUACGUUGGAGGGGUAGAGUUUGCCAAAGGCAUCUGGGUUGGAGUAGAGCUGGACCUUGCUGUAGGCAAGCACAACGGUACGGUCCAAGGAAGGGUGUACUUCCGGUGUGCUACAGGUCAUGGCGUCUUCGUGAAGCCAUCCUGUUUGACUCGAGGCCCUCCGUCCAUAGACACCGAACCUCAACCUGUGCUCCAGUAGGAGCAGGACAGUGAUCCAAUAGUUGGUAGAUGAUCUCUUCGACACCAGCACCAGCCACCGCCUGGACAAACCAAGUGCUAACAGAAUCCAUCCUUCUGAUUCGUUAGAGAUUUGUUGGUUUCCCUGAUUCUAUGGCAAUAAACCCUACCUGUGUGUUUUGUGUUGAAAUUAUAGGCCUAUUUCAGUAUCAUCUUUGAAUGUCGAGAGUUGCACAGUUGCACAAACUUGUUUUAUAUAUCAUGUAUAGCUGUAAUACUAACAUCCUUCUUGGUUACUUGGUUACCACUUCUUAUAUGACUAAAUCUAUUAAUCGAACAUUGCCUAACUCUACUUUGAGUGAGUUUGAGAUUUGGAUGCAUGUUCUAGGUAAGAAUGUACUACUGUUUAUGACCUUUAUGUUUGCGUGAUUAUAUCAGGUAUUACCAAAGACAUAGCCUUUCAAAUCUGCUGUGCAAACUUCUUAUGUAGAUUACUUUGACAAUGUGUUUUAUGCUUGUGUACUUUAAUAUGUGUUUGACUGAUUUAUGCUAAGUGCCAUAUUUCUGGUUGGAAGGCCACAUGCCCAUCAGAACUUCAAAAUUGUGGUCAAUUUUUUUUUUUGAUUUAAUGGUAUUUUGAUUGGAUGGCAAUCCAGUUGCUCGUACUCUGUUGCGUUACUGGAGCUGUCUGAACGCUUGCACUGGAGUAACUUAUCCUGGAUGCACACUAAGUUACGUAAUGCACAGACUUUUAUGCAUUCUCAGAUACUGAUUUGACGCUUCUCAGGAGGUUGAGGUCACCUAAUGCGGAGAGCACCUUGUUUUCUUUAUCAGACCCUUGCCGGUAGGGAGCGUUAUUGCAAAACGCAGAUAACCCGGUCUGCUUCGUACUGGCUACAGACAAGAAAUGCCCUAAAUUACUGACACAAGCCCUGUUCAUGAACGGGGUCUUUUUAGAUAGUCGACUUCUAGGUUCACCCGCCUAAUAAUGAAGCUUUUGAGCAUUUGAAUCCAUGUGUGUUUGACUGUUGAGUAAGAUUUUAUUAGUUUGUGAUACUAAAGCCAAUAUUAAUGUUUUUUAUAGGUAUAAAUGGGAGAUGGGCAAUAUCGGGGAAAUUGGGACAUAGCCUGAAUAAUGCUAGUAUGUUUAGUGCCAUGACCAGUGCUGUUAUUAUUGCUCUGUUUUACCUUAAGAACUGUGGAUCUCAUAAGAAGUGAAUACUAUUGCUGUCAAUGGAGACGGCAUAAUGAAAACCCAAGACCUUACUUAAAAGAAAACAAAGCUGCUCUCCUUGACAAGGAGCUGUACAUAAAAUGUAUGAACAUAGUAUUUACAAUAUUAUAAAAUGUACAGAAUUGUAUUUAUAUUGUAUCUCUGCAGAUGUUGCUACAAAGAUGUUGUAGAAUACAGAACGUU